Messenger RNA from Stegastes partitus (bicolor damselfish), 2152 nucleotides. RefSeq names its product meprin A subunit beta-like. Gene Ontology annotation, biological process: proteolysis. The record is from RefSeq and is a predicted model, not a curated record. The transcript has 15 exons. Gene Ontology annotation, molecular function: protein binding; zinc ion binding; metalloendopeptidase activity. Gene Ontology annotation, cellular component: membrane. The coding region runs from base 1 to 2016 and encodes 671 amino acids. NCBI's taxonomy places the organism in Eukaryota, Metazoa, Chordata, Actinopteri, Pomacentridae.
AUGGUGCUCAGGUGGAUCGUUGUGCUCCUGGGUCUGGCGUCGACGGCAGCCAAGCUAACAGGUGAAACAGAAACUGACGUCGACGAAGGCCACGACUGGGACAUCUUCAACAUCAACGAAGCGGCAGGAAUGGACCUGCUGGAAGGAGACAUCGUUCAGGAUGAAACACUCGGCAGAAACUCCAUAUUAUCGGACGCGUACCGCUGGCCGACAACCAUCCCCUACUACCUGGAGGAGAGUCUGGAUAUGAACGCAAAGGGAGUGAUCCUGAAGGCGUUCGACCAGUACAGGCUGAAGACCUGCAUCGACUUCACACCGUGGAGCGGCGAGAAGAACUACAUCUCUGUGUUCAAAGGCAGCGGAUGCUACUCCUCUGUAGGCAACCAGCACGAAGGGAAGCAGCAACUGUCCAUUGGCAACAACUGUGACCGUCUGGGAACCGUCGAGCACGAGUUCCUGCACGCUCUGGGCUUCUGGCACGAGCAGUCCAGAGCUGACCGAGAUGACUACGUCGACAUCGUGUGGGAUCAGAUUGAACCUGGUAAAGAACACAACUUCAAAACCCGCGACGACAGCGAGUCCAGCGCCCUGGGCGUUCCCUACGACUACGGUUCCGUGAUGCACUACAGCAAAACGUCCUUCAACAUCGCUUCCGAGCCAACCAUCGUCACCAAGCUCCCCCAGUUCAUGGAUGUGAUUGGUCAGAGGAUGGGCUUCAGUGCGAGUGACCUCACCAAGCUCAACCGCCUCUACAACUGCACCACGUCUUCAACCUUCGUGGACAGCUGUAACUUCGAGGAGGAGAACAUCUGCGGGAUGGUUCAGGGUCCCAGCAAUGCAAAGUGGGAGCAGCGGAGCUCUGUGACCGGAGGGCCUCAGUCCGACUUCACCAACAUGGGACAAUGUGAAGGGAAAGGCUUCUUCAUGCACUUCAGCACGGCCUCUGCUCCGCCCGGUGAGCGAGCUCUCCUGGAGAGUCGCUGGCUUUACCCCAAACCUGGAGCUCAGUGUCUGCAGUUCUUCCUCUAUAACUCUGGCUCAGCCGACGAUGUCCUCAACAUCUGGGUUCGGGAGUAUGACGGUUCCAACCCCAGCGGUAAACUGAAGCUCUUCAAGAGCAUCUCAGGAGGCGUCAUGGACUCCUGGGAGCUGCAUAACGUAAACCUGGAUGUGACCCAGAAGGCCCGAGUGGUUUUUGAGGCGGUUAGAGGAAACGGUCCGUCGACAGGAGGUCUAUCUCUGGAUGACAUCAACCUGUCGUCCACACAGUGCCCUCAGCACAUCUGGCGCAUCCGCAACAUCAACAACCUGAUGGCCACCACACCAGCAGGAAGCAAACUGUACAGUCCUCGCUUCCUGUCUCCAACGGGUUACUCCUUCCAGGUCGGCGUGUACCUAAAUGGACGCAGCGAUAGUCCAGGCAAGAUGGCCACCUACUUCCACCUAACCUCAGGCCCCAAUGACCACAACCUCAAAUGGCCAUGUCCCUGGCAUCAGGCAACCAUGGCCCUGAUGGAUCAACAGUCUGACAUCAGGCAGCACAUGAGUAUGCACCGGAUGGUCACCACUGAUCCCAACAAGAUGUCCUCUGAUGGCACCGAGUACUACUGGGACAAUCCCCAGAAGGUGGGCUCGAAAGUGACGGAGUCUGACGGCAGCUACUACUAUCGAGGUGCAGGCUACGGAACAAGUGCCUUCAUCACCCACGACAGGCUGAAGAGCAGGAACUUCAUCAAAGGAGACGAUGCCUUCUUCCUCCUCAGUCUGGAAGAUAUAUCUGACCUGUUGAAGCCUCAGUCUGCUGCUCGCAGUCAGAUGAAGGCAGCAGAGGAAUCAGCGCCACAUGGAGCUGCUGGUAACCCCACAGUGGUCACAGCUGUGGCAGCAUCUGCCGGGGCAGCCAUGCUUGUGGUCUCCAUGCUGAUUGUGGGGUUCGCCUGGAGGAUGAGGAGGAGGAGACAGCGGGGGAGUGACGAGGAAGUGAUCGUAGACGACAUGCAAGGAUUCAAGGAAUGACGGGCAAUGAAAGGAAAGGCUGGAUUUGAAGCCGACUCAGCAGAACAGAGGACACAUGACGUCAACGGAUCUCUACAACAAAUUCAUUGGGUUGUUGUGUAAUCUGACUUUGUUAGAAAUAAAAUCUCUGACAGGA